GACAUGACCAUCACCUAGAUACACAAUCCAUGUACUCACACGAGAAGCCAUGGCAGCCAAGCUUCUUUGUAAACGGAGAAAGAACAGUUUGACAAAGUGCUAUGGUGCUAGGCCACCAAUGGAAUCGGACUUGUUGCUGAAGUUUCCAUGGCGACCCAACAACACAAGUACAGAGGAAGGCAAACCGGGGGAGUAUAUUCUCCGGAGCCUCUUGGAAUUCUGUCGUUUGUCAGAGAAGAAGAUUGAACAGGUUCUUGCGGAACCACUGGAACGUCCUCUGUCCAACUCACUACGGAGGGGGGAGGAUGCCUUGUUUGACCAGAUCCUCGGUGCUCUGGGCUGCGUUGCUGAACAGAGUCUGCCAUCCAUCUUGCGGACUCUGUUUGGCUGGUACGACCGUCAGACUCGCGGCGAUGAAGCCAUGCAGCAGGACUCGAGACAGCGACACAGGAGCAAGGGGAGUAAGGACUUCCUGUGUGAAAGGAGAGAUGAGCAGAUGUCGCCAGUCAAGUCCCUGAUUGAUACGGGCGCGCUAGCGGGUUCCUUUUUCUGGUCUCUGCUCUGGCGCCUCCUCGGCGCCUCUCAGGAGUCUGAGAUUAUGGCGGCCGAGGAUUCUGCCGAGGUCGAUAUGGAGGAGGAGGAAGGGACGGUGGAAUCGGAGGCGGGAGUGCCGCACUUUGCCCUCGCCCCCGCGCAGGUUCGGGAGAAAAUCGCCAAGUCCUGCCGCAGGGACAGCUGGUGGCCCACAGCGCUGGCGGUGCCGACCAUCGGAGUCGGUGCUCGCCUCGCAGUUAACGGACGACACUCGCAUCUGGCUCGACAGCAUUCGUGCUGUGCCAGCCAGAUGAUGGGAGCCGCCAUGGGCUUGCGCCGCCUGUGGCUGUCUGUGGCGCUGCAUUCGCCGCCACACAGCAAGCUCUACUGUCAUUGCCCUAUACCAUGGGAUCUUCCCUGUUCCCUGGGGCCUUGCAGGUGGUACGGGAGGCCGCUGGAGGCUGUCUCUACCUUUAAGGACUCAAAGCCUUUGUUGAGCAGCCCUCCGCCUCGCCAUCGCCCUCCCCGCUAUGCCCGCUUACCCUUCUGCCUCGGGCGAAGGAUGUUAAGUGGGCUGCCCCUUGCAGUCCAAGCGAGCAGGCGACGAGAGGGCUACGAGAUUAUGCUCAUAACGCCAGAGUGGUUAAUCCUCACUUGCGAUGGUGGACGGACGCCGGAAUUUGUCCAGGGGAUCCCCUCGACACCCCGACACCUUCCCUUCAGUUCAGACGGACGACGCCCUCACAGGUUGGGGGUCCUGGGCGAAGCACUCAGCCUCCGCCUCUGGUCGGAGCGGGAGGUCAGCCUACACAUCAAUGUGUUAGAACUGAGAGCAGUCCGCAGGGUGUUCGAAAGUGCUUCAGGGUGUUGCCUGCAGACCAACCCUAAUGCUGCCAAUGUGAACACUAUAGCAGACCUCUAUUCUGAGGUGGUGGGAGUGCUGGCACAGUCCAGGUUCCAGGCCGUGAGGAAGACAUUCCUGAGUGAGUUGAAGGAGCUUAAGCUGAGAGACCAAACUCCCUACACAGCCCAGAGCAUCAUCAGCCUCCUGAUGGGACUCAAGUUCUUCAGGGUUAAGAUGCACCCGAUAGAGGAUUUCGAGGCGUGUGUGUCAUUUCUGCAAGAGCUGGGCCACUACUUUGUGGAGGUGAAGGACCGAGACAUCAGACACGCCCUGGCUGGACUGUUCGUGGAGAUCCUUCUGCCUGUAGCAGCUACUGCCAAGAACGAGGUGAAUGUCCCAGUGCUGAAGAACUUUGUAGAGUUGUUGUACACUCUGUCUAUUGACAUGACAACCAAGAGGAAACACACACUGCACCUGUUCCCACUGGUGACCUGCCUGCUGUGUGUCAGCCACAAGCAGUUCUUCCUCAACAACUGGCCAUACUUCCUUACCAUGUGUCUGUCUCAGCUGAAGAACAAGGACACCAAGAUGUCACGAGUUGCGCUUGAGUCCCUCUACAGACUGCUCUGGGUGUACAUGGUGAGGAUCAAGUGUGAGAGCAACACGGCCACACAGAGCAGAUUACAAAGCAUCGUCAACAGUCUGUUCCCCAAGGGAUCCAAGAUGGUCACCCCCAAAGAGACACCACUCAAUAUCUUUGUCAAGAUCAUCCAGUUUAUUGCCAAAGAGAGGCUUGACUUUGCCAUGCGAGACAUCAUCUUCGAUCUGCUCUGUGUCGGGAGGAACUUCAAGUUUCUGACUCCAGAGAGAAUGAGUAUCGGUUUGCGAGCCUUCCUGGUGAUUGCUGACAGUCUUCAGCAGAAAGAUGGCGACCCACCAAUGCCACAGUCGACAGGGGCCCUCCCAUCUGGAAGCACAGUGAGGGUCAAGCGACAGUUCCUGAACAAGAUGUUGUCAGACACCACAGCCAAGUCGAUCGGCCUAAACCAGUUCUACCCACACAUUAGCAAGACCUUUGAUGCCAUGUUGAGAGCUCUUGACCUCCAAGUGGGUCGACCUCUCCUGCUGACCAAGGCAGAGAACGCCAACAAGGAAGCGGAUGAGAUGAUUGUGGGUGAUCGUAAAGCCAAAGAUUGAUCUGUUUCGACCUGCAUUGCUGCGAUUCCUCGGUUGAUCCCUGAUGGGAUGAGUAGCCAGGAAAUAGUGGAGGUGCUCAAGGGGUAGGUGCUCACCAGACUCACUCACCAUGUAGAUGAGGAGCUCAAGGGGUUGGCCUUCCAGGGUCUACAGAAUCUCAUGCAGGAGUCCCCUGCUUGGAAGGAACAUGUUAUACAUGGUUUUGUGCAGUUUGUGCACAAGGACAUCUCAGACACCAACACCCAUCUGGUUGAUGGUGUGCUGCGGAUGUUGAUGCAAUUGCUGGUGCAGUGGAAGUCCAACCAUCAGUCCGGCAAAGACGUGCAUGCACAGAAGGUGACGACUAAUGUCGGGAUGGGCAGUGAGCAGGACAAACCACUUGGGGAGCAGCAGACCUCCAACCACCUGGCCAGUCAGGUGAUGAGUCUCGGGGUGCUGCAUGAGGUGGAGGGACUCGCCCUCGUCAUGAUGUGCAGCUGCAGGGUCGUCACACGCAAACUCGCCGUCCAUCUCCUCAAGGAGGUCCGCAACAUCUUCAACUCAUACCGUGUCUCUCAGAUGUGCACACCGUGUCUGAUAGAUGUCAUAGACAAAGCCUGUCCCGCUAUCCUGGAGAAGCUGCAAGUCUUCCUGCCAGCCCAGGAGAAGCCCGUGGUGCUGUCCCUCUCUAACCUGAGGUCACCGGACUACGCUCUGACCAACUGUCCCCACGCUCUGGCUCAUGCCUGGCCCAGACGCUUCGUGUACAACAAGCUCAACUCCCUCUUCCCUCUUGUCGAUCCAAAUACUCAGACUAAUGAGAACCGAGCAUCGUCCAUCCUGCGGUCAGGGAGCAAGAAGGUGACCACUGAGCGAGACGUACACAUGCAGCUGUGGCAGAACUAUGUUGUCCUGGCCUGUAGCAUAGCCCAGCAAGGGACAGUCAUACCCCACCGCUGUUCAUCUCCAGAGCUAGGGAGCUCGUCCCCAGAGAGUGCAACAGGGUCCGACAAGGGGGAGUCCCGCCAGAACAGUGGCAACAGCACCGCCACCAACCUGUUCCGUCUCCUGGUGCCACUGAUGAAGUGUGAGAACUCCGACAUGAGGGACACCGUGGUCAAUGGACUGGGAUACUGUAACCCUGUCGUCUUCAAGGAACUGGCUGAAGAGUUACUACCCUUCCUGAAAGAGGCCAUUGACAAGAAGCAGGACAACCUGCGUCGUCGCCGCAAGAGAGACGUUCUGCGAGUCCAGCUGGCACAUAUAUUUGAGCUGAUGGCAGAAAACAAAACCUUUGCACAGAGUGAGUCCGGCAUCAUCGACAAGGACCGUGGGUGUUUGAGUGGGAUGUUUGUGGACUACAUCGAUGGAGCUCGGCAGUACCUGGAAGGGGAGAAUGACCGAGACCUGCCCAUCUUGCAGGAAAUCCGUCUUCAUUUCAGUGGCUUCAUACAGAAUCUGAUCUGCAACACUCCACUGGAGUUGAGGAAGACCCUGUUGUCGCGGGACCUGAGGUACGGGCUGUUCCAUCUGUUUGCCAGUUGGAGUGGUCACUUCAGUCACACCUUUGGAGCCCUGGAUAGGAGACUCUCAAAGGAGGAGGCUUGGAAUGAGCAGGAGCUGUCGGCCGUCCGCGCCAUGUCGGCUGUGUUGUGCUGUGGACCUGUGUUUGACCUGACUGGCCUCGGAGACGACGGAUACAUCUAUUCCUGGCUGGAUACCCUGCUCAGCUCCCAUGAUGAGAAGAUGAAGCCGAAGAUCUACUACCUGGCAAAGGAGACUGUGUACCUCCUUCUGGACUUCAACCCUGAUGUCCAGGGCCUGCUGGACUGGGUCAUCGACAGGUGCUACACCGGCUCCAAUGAAGUGGCCGAUGGCUGCUUCAAUGCUCUUGCUGCAGUCUUCCAAACCAGACGAGAGUACCCCUGUGACCAUGUGGCCAUGUUGAACCUGGCUGUGUUGAAUGUGGGCAACCCCCGCAUCCAGACUCAUGAUACAGCUCUACAGCUGCUCCACUUGCUGGACACCCGCUUCUUCCAGGAGGAGCCAGUGUUCACUGACAGUUCCGAGGAGAUCCACCAACCACAGCUCCCUCUCAAUGACAUCCUCCUGGCUGUGUCUUACUGCCACUCUCAGAUGUACUUGUCGGAACAGCUUGCCAGAAUACACCUGGAUCUCACCAUGCCCAUGUUCUCAGAAAUCACUCACAGGUUUCAAACAGCCAAGCCCUCCGUGCGACAGACUUUACUGAAGUAUUUGUUGCCAUGGUUACACAACAUGGAACUGGUUGAUCCGGCAGUGCCCCCUGCCAACCCCAUCUCUAACUUCCUGAACAGACUCCAGGACAGCCAGAUCUUCUGUCCACUGAAAGGGGAAGGAUGGGGGUCCACCCAGUCUACGGAGAUGGUCCUCAACAACCUCUUCUUCAUCACAGUCAAGUUUGGUGAUGAGCAUCCAGUGGAGAUCGAGGCCCUCUGGGCGGCUCUCAUGGUGUGCUGGCAGAACAACUUGAAGGUCGUCAUCCGCUACCUCGUCGUCAUCACUAAUGUUGCACCCACACAUCUACUCUCAUUUGUCAAGAGAGUGGUCAGCUACUUGGGUAGAGCAAAGCCCUAGAAGCUGGUGGACGAGCUGAUGAAUGAGCUGCAAACAGUGGAGACACUCAACAUGAACAUUGAGAGGACCCAGACCCCUCCUUACUAUCGCCUCUCUGCUCAGCGUAAAGUAGGUGGCACCCCAAACACGACCGAUGACGAGAAGCUGGUGUGUCAGACGACAGACUGUCAACUGGAGAAGGGUGUUCUCCACACCAAGAGACACAGCACCAAUGAGGAUCUGCCUAGUGAAGCGACUCCAAGAACCAACUCCUCCGCUUCACUGAAGAGUGCUGCAAGUACUGCCUCCACAGCAGACACUCUGCCCCAGGAGGAGGAAGGCCUGGGCCACACACCCACAAGGUCCAGGGAGCGGUCCCACAGUGAGUCCCCUGACCCCUACCCUCUACCCAUGCCAGCAUAUGGAGGAUACUUUGCUCAACUUAAUGAAUUCCUGCCUGAAGACAUCCAGCCCACCCCAGGCUUUCACAGGAGCAACCUUGCUGUCAUGUUCCUGUCUGACCUGGUCCUGGAUGGCCUGGAGAUCGACUGGUCCCCUCAUCUUCCUCUCAUGCUGCACAUCAUCUUCCUAGGCCUGGACCACUCAAGGGCACUGGUGUAUGAACACUGCAAGAAACUGCUGCAGAAUCUGUUGUUGCUGGCGUCGUCACAAGACCACCACGACACCUCCAGGGUGCUGCUGGGGUAUCGCAGUAGCCAGGCAGAUGCUGUCAAGGUCAACUCCGAGGAUAGAGACUUGCCCCUCACAUCAGAAACACCCACCCACAUAUCAAACAACACCUUGCUGUCCAUCGGCAAGUCCACCUUCAGCAUCGACAGCAGUGCCACCAUCACCCCUGACACCAUGAGCAACCUCACCGACCCAGACUCACUGAGCUCAGUGGAGGAGGUUAUCAAGGCGAUACUGAACUUCAUGGAGGCCAGGAAGUGCAAGUCCCUGUGGAGUUGUGAAGACAUCACACCCAAGACACUCAACACCCAGAGCUCUUCCCUUCUGGAAUACUUCCUCAAGUGUGUUGUCAAGUCCUUCAAGGAGUUAUCUCCCUUGGCCUUGGUUGAACAGCGGUGGUCACAGACAGCUCUUCAGCUUGCCCUCUCCUGCUCUUCCCGACAUUAUGCAGGCCGCUCAUUCCAGAUACUUCGAGCUCUUAGAAUCCGUCCAUCUACGCAGAUGUUGUCUGAUAUUCUGUCUCGACUUGUAGAGACUGUGGCAGAGCAAGGAGAUGACAUGCAGGGCUAUGUGACAGAAAUAAUGCUGACUCUUGAAGCGGCCAUUGAUAACCUUGACCUUGAAUUCCGACCAAUCGACUUCAUGAAAGAGCUGUUCAUGUCAACACCCAAUCUUGCCAAAGACUCGGAUGGUCGCCGUGGAGCUAUGACGGCCCCCAAACAGUCACUGCCCCACCACGCCCGCAGCACCAGCUACUCCGUGUCCGUCAUCAUACAGAGGGCUCACGCUGCCAAUGACACACGUAACAGAGCAAGCACUGAACUUGACCAUCGUCGGACAAAUCUGGGCCGAUCUCGCAGUGCUCAGUCUCUGAAGAACCUAGACCAGAAUGGAACAGAGGAUAAACAGACCCUGGUGACACAGAUGUUCUGGAUCGCAGUAUCACUGCUGGAGUCGGACUACGAGUAUGAGUUCCUCCUGGCAGUGCGACUCCUCGACAAGAUCCUGUGUCACCUGCAGCCCGAGAACCCGGAGUGGAAGGAGAAGCUGGACAAGAUGCAGCAACAGAUCAAGUGGCCCAACUUCCCCGGGCUGCAGACUCUCCUGUUGAAGGGCUGCACAUCUCCAGUAACUGCAGAAGCCACCUGGUCCCUGCUGUCCAAGAUCAUCCUGUGUAUCAAGGCACCUGUCAUUGAUCCCUCUGGCAAAUGGGGGUUCCCUAUGAACAUUAUCGGCAUGCUGCCAUACCUGGUUGCCAACUAUAAAAACCCCAACCAGACCUGUCGUGAAGCAUCCGACCAUAUCGCACAGAUGUGCACCCAGCAGACCGACCGACUGUCCAACCUGGCCACUGUGAUGUCCCUGUACAGCCGAGGCACCUUUGGCAAGGACAGCCUCCAGUGGACCAAGUGUGUGGUCAAGUACCUGCUGGACGUCAACUCCUUUGCCGCUGUCAGCAUGCUCACUUUCCUUGUAGAGGUACUAGAGAAGGGUCCCCCCUCCCACCAGCCCGGCGUACUGCAGAUAUUGCACUGUAUGACCCACUAUGUGGACAUCAACUCCACACACAGCUCGGCACACAACUCGGUCCUCAACACCGAGGUCUUCCACACUGCCACCAAGUACAUUCAGAGUGUCCACUGGAAAGAGGCUCUGAAGAUCCUGAAGCUGGCAGUAACGAGGUCGUCCACCCUGGCCGCUGCCCCACCCUCCCUCAGCUUCUCUGUCAGCUCCGAGCUCAGCAUGUACUCCCACACCUCCUUUGCUGAGGCGGAGAUAUACACCAAGAUUCAUAAGGAGCUGCCAGGGCGCACUCUGGACUUCUCUGUUGACUUGUCAAAGACUCCCAUCAUCGGCAGGAAGUUUUUUGUCAAUGACCAAUCCUCAGCCGGCGGUGCUGCUGCUGCUGCUGGUGGUGGUGGUGGUGCUACGGCUGGUGCUGCUGGUGGCCCAAUACAAAGCAGCUCAGGUGUGUCGUUGUCAAGGAAACCAUCCAACAACCAGGACAUUGACUCUGUGUGGCGCAGACCCCAACUUCUCAGGCUCGAACUCCGAGAGCGCCUCGUCAACCUGCUCACCUGUUUUGGUCCACGUGUUGGCCUACUCAAGAGCCCAUCAGACACUGUAAUCAAUAAGGUCAUAUUCAGCCAAUCAAGUGACACGCUGGACCACCAGCAUAGUGUGGCAUCUAGUGGAGAGGAAGCCUCUUUGCCUGAAGCCCCCUCAACCAACAACGUGUUGGACGACAGUAGCGGCAAUGAGCUGAUGGUCACGUUCAAGGGAUUCGACUUCCUGGACAAUGAAUUGGAGGAGUCUGAGACCGAGGAUUUCUUCUCCCAAAUCGGUGAUAGGCGUCAUUCCCUGAACCUCCAAGACUCACCGACAACAGUACGUCCCCACUUCGGCAGUGUGCCAGAUCUGAAGCUGAUUGGUUCCCCAGCCUGACAGAGAUCACCAUCUUACCCAGUGAGAGUCUCAGUGUCAAGGAAACACUCUCCGAGGAUGAGUGUCAAGGAAACACUCUCCGAGGAUGAGGUGAGUCUCAGUGUCAAGGAAACACUCUCCGAGGAUGAGGUGAGUCUCAGUGUCAAGGAAACACUCUCUGAUGAGGUGAGUCUCAGUGUCAAGUCUCAGGAUGAGGUCAAAGGAAACACUCUCCGAGGGAUGAGUGUCAAGGAAACACUCUCCGAGGAUGAGGUGAGUCUCAGUGUCAAGGAAACACUCUCCGAGGAUGAGGUGAGUCUCAGUGUCAAGGAAACACUCUCCGAGGAUGAGGUGAGUCUCAGUGUCAAGGAAACACUCUCCGAGGAUGAGGUGAGUCUCAGUGUCAAGGAAACACUCUCCGAGGAUGAGGUGAGUCUCAGUGUCAAGGAAACACUCUCCGAGGAUGAGGUGAGUCUCAGUGUCAAGGAAACACUCUCCGAGGAUGAGUGUCAAGGAAACACUCUCGAGGAUGAGGUGAGUCUCAGUGUCAAGGAAACACUCUCCGAGGAUGAGGUGAGUCUCAGUGUCAAGGGAAACACUCUCGAGGAUGAGGUGAGUCUCAGUGUCAAGGAAACACUCUCCGAGGAUGAGGUGAGUCUCAGUGUCAAGGAAACACUCUCCGAGGAUGAGGUGAGUCUCAUCUCAGUGUCAAGGAAACACUCUCUCGAGGAUGAGUCGGAGAGUUCGGCGAUGGAUGACAAUGACGACAUCCCCCAGGACCUACCGGUUUCUGAGUCCAUCGUGGUGACCAACCCCAAGUUGGAGAGACGACGGAAGUCCAGCCCUCUCACAGCAUCCACGCGUAGUCUGUGCAGCAACCCAAGUGAGACGGACAUCGUGGAGUUGGCAUCAUCAGUGUCAUCACCGAGCUUCUCCCAGCUGCAGUCGCUGAGUUUCAACCUGCAAAGUGACGAGGUGGAGGAGGUGUGGAAGAACCAUGUUACCAAGGUGAUGGGGGAGGUGUCCCUGGCCCACACCUUCAACACCUUCCAGUUGUUCCCCAGGCUGUUCCGGGAGCUGCGGCGUCGGUUAAUGACAAUGACAAAGGAAGCAUGUUUCUACAUCUCCAAGACUGAGACUUUGAAGACUGUAGCCUCACAGAUCAUGACAGUGCUGGACAUGCUGUAUGUGCAGAUGGAAUGCCCCUUCAUAUUUGCUGAGUCCGACAGUCUGAUUGGCAGUCGAGUGUUGGAGCGCCACCGUUUCUGUAUGUUGGAGAUACAGGAAUGUUUUGAGACCUACUGCAUGAGAAAGGACCAAUCAGAACAGAGCCUUGAGGCCCUGAAGUCUUCCAUUAAGCAACAGUCUCUGGGAGACGGUGGAGGGACAGCUCUGUUGUGUGGGGAGGAGCAGAAGCUGAAUCUGUGCCGGAGGCUGUACAAGCUGGUGUUUGGGCUGGUGUUGCUGUUUGAGAGUUACCUGAAGCUUCUGGAGGUCUUUCACUCAGUCACCCAGUCCCCACAGGUGACAGAUAUGUCUCUACAAGCCACGUCCGUGAAGAGCUCCCUGUCUCACGCCAUGCAGGAGCUGGAGAACGGACAAGCAUCCCCAUUCAACGUGGACUGCAAGGUGGUCAGCAAACAGGAGGCAGUGUCCAGUCUGGCCGAGUACAUCCACAGUCAGCAGUACCCGAAGGCCAUCCAGCUACUGCGGUCAUUCAGAUCUAUCUGGCCUAAUGAUGUGUUUGGGAUGUCAUCUGAAGACGAUAUCCUCACGCUACUCAACAUCUUCUGCAGCUGUCUGGCAGAGAAGAAAAAUGGUAUUUUUGUUCUUACUCGAGUUGACCUUGACCUUAACCAGCUGUACGGUCAGUUGAUGGACAUCAACAUUAAACUGAAUCAGGAGUGGCCACAGCCAGCAUCCGCGUCCAACAGCCGCGCCGAGCAGGUCAUGAAACCACAAGACUCUAGUUCAUUGUGACUUCUGGGGUGUAACCUCUGUGAAGAGUCCACCGACCUGUGACUGUCAUGAUGUGACCACCGUGAUGUGACCACCGUGAAGUGACCACCGUGAUGUGACAAGCGACUGUGACCACUGUGAUGUGACCAUGGUGAAUUGAUGAUGUCACCAUGAUGUGACAACAUUGAUGUGACAUCAUGAUGUGACAACAUUGAUGAGACUACAAUGAUGUGACCACAUUGAUGAGACUACAAUGAUGUGACUGCUGUGAUUUGACCACGAUGAUGUGACCACAUUGAUAUGACUGCCCUAAUGUAACCACUGAGAACCCAUGUUCGGAGGUCCUCAUCCACAGACAGAUCACUGAGCAACACCAGCUGUCACUUCCAUCUUUGUAUCUGUCUCCUCAGUCCUUCAACUGAUGAGUGCUGAUGACGGUUGCCUAGCAAUAGGACCUGGAAGCUGUCCUGUCUUCAAGCUACAGGACUGUCACCUAGCAACCAGACAUCAAAUGACUUUCUUCUACUGAAUAACAAAUUCCACCCUAUUAAUUGUCGUUCAUGUACAUUCAGUGUUAUAUUUUACUCAAAAUGUGUUUUAUAUUCAAUAAAUGCUCAGCUUUGUUUUACAUGAUGUCCUAACAUGAUAUCUAACACUUGCUGCAAGUCACAGGCAAGAUGAUUGCCAGGCUCUUUGAUUUUUGUUGGUCUGGAUGAAGAUGAGAACUGUGACUAGUAAAUAACCAAAUUUCUAUGAAGGGAUUAAGAGUUCCAUAAAAAGAUAACCUGAAAAGUAAACCAUCCUUUGUAUGAAGCCUGCUUUCAUAGACCAGAAUGAGUUAAUUCAUUACAUGACCAAACUUUAGCCCUAGCAGACAACUGAGGGGAGUCUUGACAGACAACUGGAGAACCUUCACAAGUGUCUGAGUAUUAGAUGUGUCAUUGUGUUUUUGUGGAAUUAUGUUUACUAAAGGCCCAAUAUAGUUUUAUGCUGAUAAUGUAUGAUAUUGGUGUUAAGCUUUCUAAUAGAGGCAGUAGUAGUUCUUCCAUCCACUGCUCUCUAAAGGGGCAUUCAUUCAUCCACCCAUCCAUGUUGUGUUACUUGGCUUUACUGUUCCCAAUCCUUCAUACAAAAAGAUGAAAACUUUUAAUUGUGACAUGGCCCAUGGUAAUAUUGGUGAAACACCACUCACAACGACCAGAUAGACUCCUAACUGGGACAGUGAGCAGCUGAAGAGCUUCUCAUCAGUUUUUAACAGUUCCCCAACUGCUUUAGUGUGUUCCAAACUCAUAUUUUGGUGAUAGGAAAGGGAUAAUAAGUUUACUGGUUAACCUUUUUGGCCCUUGAAAUUUGGGUUUAAUGGAAAAGUCAAAACAUGUAUCAUUGAUUUGCAGACCCUUAUGUGAUGGCAUUAUCAUGUUUUGUGUAUUGUGUUUUGUUAUGUAAUACAUUGUACAGAGACAUGUCAUGAGAAGUGCUUCUGGAGGAAGGAUGAUGCAUAAAAAGAAAUAUGAAUCUCAUAUCUAUCUCAUAUAUCAUUAUGUCAUGAUUAUUAAUGGUUUUCUGCCAUGUGGUGUUUGCUUAUCACAUUUUACAUUCUCUGUAUGCUUCCAUAUAUUGUGGCUUUAAUUGCACAUUGUUUUGCUGAUUGUAUGUAUGUACAACAAUACUGUGCUUGUGGUUUGCUUGAUUCAGUGUUUAAGUGUUGCUGCGAUGUUUCCCAGCUUCCUGAGAGUGCCAAACAUCACUACUGUAGGGUAUACUUAGUAUUCAACAAAGACUUUAUCUUUGACAGAACCAGCAGUGGUUUUGCUGUUGUCACUGAUGCUUAGUGAUAUAUGUUUGAUGUGCUGAUGUCUGUGUAGUCAUACAACUCACAGGACACAGCACUACCGUCAGGUUCACACAGGUUCA
Molecule: messenger RNA, 12136 nt
Organism: Haliotis rubra (blacklip abalone)
Lineage: Eukaryota; Metazoa; Mollusca; Gastropoda; Lepetellida; Haliotidae
Product: protein furry homolog-like
Biological process (GO): cell morphogenesis; neuron projection development
Cellular component (GO): site of polarized growth; cell cortex
Source: RefSeq, a predicted model, not a curated record